Molecule: messenger RNA, 408 nt
Organism: Olea europaea var. sylvestris
Lineage: Eukaryota; Viridiplantae; Streptophyta; Magnoliopsida; Lamiales; Oleaceae
Exons: 2
Coding region: 1-408 (135 amino acids)
Source: RefSeq, a predicted model, not a curated record
AUGUUUGCAAACUUGACAGAAGCAAAGGUCUUCUCUAAAUUUGAUUUGAAGUCUCAAAACGACACUUCUUUACUUCAAAAGGCAAUGGUGAAAAUUUUUCAACCACUUCUCAAAACAACAUUGAUCUAUAUCGAUGAUAUUCUCAUGUUCUCUGACAUUAUGGAUAUUUAUGAACUACUCCUCCAAAGAUUUAUAGAUAUUGUCACAAAAUAUGGUAUUAUGCUAUUCCAGAAAAAGAUGAUCGUUGUAACAUCAGAAUUUGAUUUUGGAAUGCAUAUAAAAAUGGAAAAUAUUCUUUACAGCCGCAUAUUGCUGAAGACUUCACAAGUGUCUGAUUACAACUUGACAAAACAACAAGCACAACAAUUCCUUGGAGUGGUGAAUUAUAUGACUUAUUUUCUCAAAUAG